This is a messenger RNA of Poecilia latipinna (sailfin molly), 1135 nucleotides long. RefSeq names its product Fc receptor-like protein 4. The coding region runs from base 62 to 796 and encodes 244 amino acids. Lineage: Eukaryota; Metazoa; Chordata; Actinopteri; Cyprinodontiformes; Poeciliidae. The transcript has 6 exons. Gene Ontology annotation, cellular component: external side of plasma membrane. Gene Ontology annotation, biological process: cell surface receptor signaling pathway; immune response. The record is from RefSeq and is a predicted model, not a curated record. Gene Ontology annotation, molecular function: transmembrane signaling receptor activity.
UUUCACUUUGCAGAGCAUGAUGAGGUUCAUUUAGAAGAUACCAUUUCAUCUAUAUGUCAACAUGACAAUGGAAGCAUCAUUUCUGUGUCUGACUCUGACCUCACUGCUGUUCUGCUCAACACACCAAGUUCGUCUGACUGUGAGUCCCAGCAGAUCUCAGUUCUUUAAGGAUGAAUCAGUGACUCUGAUCUGUGAGGAUGAAAACAGCUCUGAUGGAGGAACUGUGAGGAGAAACACAACUGGAGGAACCAGGACUGAAUGUGGAGAUGGAUGGGGGAGAUCAGCUGGUUCUACCUGUGAAAUCGGCUAUUUGUACCCUGAUGACUCUGGCCUGUACUGGUGUGAGUCCAUGUCUGGAUCCUCCAGCAGCAGCAUCCAGCUCUCUGUCUCUGGUGGAUCAGUGAUCCUGCAGAGUCCUGUCCUCCCUGUGAUGGAGGGAGAUGACGUCACGUUACGAUGCCAUGAUAAGACUUUCUCCAAACUCCCAGCUGCUUUCUAUAAAGAUGGCUCCUUCAUUGGUGAUGGACCAUCAGGUCACAUGACCCUCCUCCAUGUCUCCAGCUCUGAUGAAGGCCUCUAUAAGUGCAGCAUCAGCGGUCAGGGAGAGUCUCCAUCCAGCUGGAUCUCUGUGGAAGAUAAACCUACAGUAGCCCCUUCCACCUCCAAAGCUUCACCUCCUGCAUCAAACCCUUUUCAGUUAUUGCUCACAGUGAUGCGUCGCCUGCUGGUCUUCUGUCCGUACAUCAUCUCUACUCUCCUCUUUGUGUCCUUAUAUCAACACAGAUCCCCAGGAUAAAAUGCCAAUGUAUCCAGGAGAGGAGCAGAAAACAGAUAAUCUCCAAAGAAAAUCAUCAACAUUUUUAGUUUAUACUUUUUUCCUUUGGUUUUCAAUUUUGUGGCUAUGAUAGGUACAUGCUCACCUCUUCAAUUGUUUUAUCCUGUACAAUAUUAGUGUAGUCUAUCAUAUAAACAUAAAAAAAAACAUUUUUCUGGACUGGUUUCUCAGAUCCUCUGCAUCAUUAUGUGUGAUUAGAGAACUGCAUGCAGCAUUAUACAUAAAGUUUAGUAAACUGUUACUGUAACAGAUUAAAGGGCUUUAAUAAAUGUCUGCAAAUGAUUAUAUUUCAGCUUUGUG